ACCUCUUAGGGCGGGGUGAGGACAUUCCAGCUCUCCUCUGGCCCCCAGCUGGGAGUCUGGCCCGCGCAGAUGCGCACGCGGCAGUGCACCACACCUGCUCGGGUCUUCAACAGCAGCUGUGAGCCCGAGACUUCCCCACUUAGGGAGGGCGACCCACACCUGCUGCGGCGUGCCCCAUCUUACAGCUGCGGGAUUGAGCACCGCCAUGCCGAGAGGCCCGCCACCAGGGCAGGUGCAGGGCGUUUUCCCACUGCCCCCCUAAAACCUCCCUCCCGGGCUUUUCCUCUGCUACUCUGUUGAGGGUAGAGAAAAAUAAUGUGAGGUUUUGUGUGGGUUCCUCCCAGUCUCCACUUCCUAAAGAUACUGCUCUGUUUUCUAACCUACCAUCCCCUCUUGGUAAAGCCCUUUGGAAGUGGGGUGCAGCAGGGGCAGACUGCGUUGAAUAUUUAGAGCAACACCUCCAAGAAAUGAUAAAUGAUAUUAUUUCCUGCCCCUCAGAAGUCCCCUCAAUAGUCCCAGUCUUUCCUUCAUUUCCCCUUAUACUCUAACUUGAAAGGCUGAGGACUGUAGAGCUAAGGUAAACCACUGAAGUUUAAUUGGCUUCUGGGAGACCCCUAGGAACUGGGCUGCUGGCCCCAAGGCCUGGUCAGUAGAGACCCUACCUCCAUAGGCACAGGGGUUGGGGAGCCUCAGUUCUGAAUUUCCAUAUGACAACUGCUGUUACCAACCCUGAAACAUAAAGGCCAAGAUCCAGCCAUAUUUUAAUGGACCCCAGAGGCAUCUUGAAGGCAUUUCCCAAGCGGAAGAAAAUUCAUGCCAGUUCAUCAUCAAAAGCACUUGCAAAGAUUCCCAAGAGAGAAGAGGGAGAAAAAGAAGGAGAGUGGCUGAGCUCCCUUCGGGCCCAUGUUGUGCCCACUGGCAUUGGACGAGCUCGAGCAGAACUCUUUGAGAAGCAGAUUGUCCAGCAUGGUGGCCAGAUAUGUCCUGUGCAGGCCCCAGGUGUCACUCACAUUGUGGUGGAUGAAGGCAUGGACUAUGAGCGGGCCCUUCGCCUCCUUAGACUGCCCCAGCUGCCCCUGGGUGCUCAGCUGGUGAAGUCAGCCUGGCUGAGCUUGUGCCUACAAGAGAGAAGGCUGGUGGAUGUAGCUGGAUUCAGCAUCUCCGUCCCCAACAGGUAUUUGGAUCAACCACAGCCCAGCAAGGCAGACCAACAUUCUUCUACUCAUCCUGGUGCCCAUGAGGCUCUGCUUAGGACAGCUGUUUCUCCUCCUUCUCGCACUAGACCUGUAUCUCCUCCCCAAAAGGCAGAAGAGGCACCAAGCACCCAAGCCCAGCCCAUCUCUGAUGAUGAAACCAGUGAUGGGGAAGAAACCCGGGUCAGCACAGCUGAUCUGGAAGCGCUAAUCAGUGGCUACUACCCCAGCCCCCUUGAGGGAGAUUGUGAGCCUAGCCCAGCACCUGGGCCACUCGAUAAGUGGGUCUGUGCACAGCCCUCAAGCCAGAAGGCCAACAACCACAACCUCCACAUCACAGAGAAGCUGGAAGUGCUGGCCAAAGCCUACACUGUUCAGGGAGACAAGUGGAGGGCUCUGGGCUAUGCCAAAGCCAUCAAUGCUCUCAAGAGCUUCCACAAGCCUGUAACCUCCUACCAGGAGGCCUGCAGCAUCCCUGGGAUUGGGAAGCGGAUGGCCGAGAAGAUCAUAGAGAUUCUGGAAAGCGGACAUCUGCGAAAGCUGGACCACAUCAGCGAAAGCGUGCCUGUCUUGGAGCUCUUUUCCAACAUCUGGGGAGCUGGGACCAAGACUGCCCUGAUGUGGUACCAUCAGGGCUUCCGAAGCCUGGAAGAUAUCCGGAACCAGGCCUCCCUGACUACCCAGCAGGCCAUUGGCUUGAAGCAUUACGAUGAUUUCCUAGAACGCAUGCCCAGGGAAGAGGCUGCAGAGAUCGAGCAGACAGUCCGGGAAGCAGCGCAGACCUUCAACCCUGGGCUGCUGUGUGUGGCCUGUGGUUCAUACCGACGGGGGAAGGUGACCUGCGGUGAUGUGGAUGUGCUCAUCACUCACCCUGAUGGCUGGUCCCACCAGGGCAUCUUCAGUCGCCUCCUUGACAGCCUGCGGCAGCGAGGAUUCCUCACAGAUGACUUGGUGAGCCACGAGGAGAACGGCCAGCAGCAGAAGUAUCUGGGUGUGUGCCAGCUCCCAGGGCCAGGGCGGCGGCACCGGCGACUGGACAUCAUCAUUGUGCCCUACAGUGAAUUUGCCUGUGCCUUGCUCUACUUCACCGGCUCUGCCCACUUCAAUCGGUCCAUGCGAGCCCUGGCCAAGACCAAGGGCAUGAGCUUGUCGGAACAUGCCCUCAGUACAGGUGUUGUCCGGAACACCCAAGGCGUCAAGGUGGGGCUUGGCCAAGUGCUACCCACCCCCACGGAGAAGGAUGUCUUCAGGCUCUUGGGCCUGCCCUACCGAAAACCAGCCGAGCGGGACUGGUGACCGAGCCUGUCUGGGCGGGGGAGCUGAGCUGGACUGGCUGCCCCACCUGGCCAGACAGCAUUCCCCUGCAGCCUCAGCUGGCUGAACCUCUCUACUUCAACCACCAGCUGUCCUCAGCGAGCCCGAGCCCAGGGCUCUGGGCCUGGGGGAAAGCCAGCCUGGCUCCCAGGGUCUGCCUAGCCCUCUCCCAGGCAGGAGCAGGCUGCUGUCCCUUCUGCCUCACCACUGCCCCUGGGAGAGUUUUGCAAAUGGCCCCUUGCCCCAUUUUUAGAAGGAACAGGUGGCUGAUUUGAAGCCCCCAGGCAUCCCCCUUCCCCACCCUAGGAAAGGUCUGGCUGCUGGGGUGGGCUAGGAGCUGCAGGGGAGAGGCAAGCAGCUGUGCUCCCAGCAUCAUCCAUGACCCGCUGGAGUAGGAGAACGAGCCAUUCCCCACGUAUUCCCUCUACCCGCCCCGCUUGCUGUGCAGCUGGCCGUGCUGGGAAAGGGGCGCCCCAGGCUGGGUGAGGAUAGCAUUUGAAGGCCCAGGGGCCCAGUAAAGUGCAUUUGACAUUCAACCUGCCUGGUGUGUGAGAUGCUGCAGCCCCACCUGCUUUCUUCCACCCUGGCAGGGACGGAGAUGGGGGCCGAAUAGAGGAACCCAGAAAGGCUGCAUUAGCUGCCCUCUAGAUAGACCUGGCCUGAGUCAGCUUCUGAACUCAGGAUGGGGCAGGGAAGAUAUUAAAAAGGGAGAGUCAUGGAAUCAGACACUAGGAGCUCCUCUCUUUCUACCCAUGAGCAUCUCUUGUGGGCCCUGCUCUGGGCCAGGCUGUCAGGGGACAUAAAAGUGACAAGGCUCAUGGGAAAUGAUUAGUAACAACUAAAUGGUGACCUGUGUACUACUGAUGGGAGCAGGGUGGUCAGGGAAGGCUGGCUGGAGGAGGGGAGGAGCAGGCUGGCUGGGCAGGUGUAAGUGUUGCAGAGCUGAACCUGGUUCCUGGGCAGGCUUUCAGCCUAGUCCCCAUCCUGCCAAGAAGGGAGACUGAAUUUCAGAGCCCUGGGGGGAACUGGGGUCCUGUCCAGCUACUGAGCACCCACAAACCUACCACCCAGUCACCGCCUGGUUCUGAGUGGGAAGAAAGGGGUUCCCACACGCCUGCUUCCUGCCCCAGCCCAGUCCUCAGCACUCUACCCUGAGCCAUGGUUGUCCUUGGAUAGACCAUAUGUGUAGCAGGCAGAAUAAUUGUCCCCCCAAAAUGUCCAUGUCCUAGUCCCUGGAACCUGUGAAUAUAGUCCCUUAGUUAGCUAAAGGCACUUUGUGGAUGUGAUUAAGGUUAAGCAUUUUGAGAUGAGGUGAUUAUCUUGAGUAAUCCAGUGGGCACAAUGUAAAGAUGAGUUCUUAAAA
Molecule: messenger RNA, 3870 nt
Organism: Microcebus murinus (gray mouse lemur)
Lineage: Eukaryota; Metazoa; Chordata; Mammalia; Primates; Cheirogaleidae
Source: RefSeq, a predicted model, not a curated record